Molecule: messenger RNA, 1947 nt
Organism: Coccomyxa subellipsoidea C-169
Lineage: Eukaryota; Viridiplantae; Chlorophyta; Trebouxiophyceae; Coccomyxaceae
Exons: 12
Coding region: 1-1947 (648 amino acids)
Biological process (GO): proteolysis
Cellular component (GO): membrane
Molecular function (GO): serine-type endopeptidase activity
Source: RefSeq, a predicted model, not a curated record
AUGGAGGGCAGCCUUCGCAGGGAGUAUGAUGGGAGGAGGCAGCCCUCUCCCAACCUGCCCAUGCGACCAGACCACUAUGCUGCCAACUUGAGUGAUAGCCACGACCUUGGCCCAUACAGCCGGGCACCCACUCCCCAGUCCGACACGUCCUCCACCUCUCGGUUUGGGAGCUUUGUGGACAGAGGGGCUUCGUCAUCGUCGUCCUCCUCCCAUAGGAUGCCCAGCGGACAGCCUCGCCAUGCAUCCUCCAGAUCUGCAACGCCAUUGGGGUCACAAGGGGGUGGCAUGGCGAUUGGAGCGGUGCCCAGCUUCCGGGCACGCGGGCAGGUGCAGGAAAUGGGCAUGGCUGCAGCGGGCAGCCGCCUGCGCGGCCGCGGCAGCCACGACGGCCCUGCCAGGAGCCUGGCGUCCGUUGGCCAUGGAGCACCCUUUGAUGUCACCCCACUGGGACUGUCACAGUCAGCACCGUGGCCUGAGGUGCCGCUGUCCCCAAAGACUCCGCAGACGCCGAUGCUGUCCAAACACGGGACAUGGCACACGCUGGACAUACGAGGCGCCUCGUGCUCCGUGUCUAUCCCAGAGGACGAGAGCGUGCACAGCGAGGGCGGCCAGAGCGCCAGCUACCGGACUCCGGUGCUGCCAAAGGGAGCGGCGCCCUUCUACAUGGACAGCGCAGCUAGGGAAUCGAGCGAUUUGGAGUCCUUACCGACAAUAUCCGGUACUUUCUGGUGCUGCUGCGCGGGCGCCGGGCGAUCGGCCCUGGGGCGUUGUUUUGCGGCCUGCUGGCACUACAGCACGCUGGCCUUCGCAGAGUAUCCGCUGCGGCGGCACCGCCAGUGGAUGGGUGCGGUUCUGCCCUGCCCGGGUGACGGGGACGCUGACCGGGACGCGCACAACGGCGAGUCGGCGCCCGACGGCCGCGGCGGAGUCAAGCGGCGGCUGCCCUUCGGCUGCCUCGACACGUCAGAGCCUGGCGCGAAGACGCAAGAAUUGGAGGAGUUCUAUGCCAACAACCGUAAGCGGCGACGGCUGGCGUACGCCCUCCGGCGCAGAAAGUCCUCCAAUGGCUUCAAGGGCGCCUGGGACCGCAUCUCCAACGACCUGUUCAUCUUCGGUGAGCUGGUGUUCGACCGCAGUACGCCGCGGUGCCUGAGGCAUCACAUCCCCUGGUUCACCCUUGUCUUCCUAGCGCUGCAAUUCAUCACUUUUGCCUUCAUGGCGGGCGAGUAUGUGUCCUACCUCAUGGGGCAGCCAGCGGCCGGGGAGUGCGCGGCUUCGGUGUUCAAGUCGGGCCCACACGCGCUGUGGCAGUGGGUGAUCGCUUGGGAGCCCUGCCACACCUUCCAGGGAGACUUCCUCGUCCUAUGGGGCGCCAAGUACGCGCCUGUGAUGCGGGCGGCGGCGGUGUGGUGGCGCUGGCUGUCAUCUUUAGUCAUCAAUGACUCGUUCGUCCACCUGGCGGCCGGCGCGCUGCUCUUCGGCAGCCUGGGCUUGCACUUGGAGCGGCGUUACGGCACGCGGCGCAUCGCCGUACUGGCGCUCAUCUGCGGCAUUGCCGGAAACUUCUUCGACACCACUAUCAUGGAUCCGUGCGCGGUGGUGUUGGCAGGUGCCGGCUGCACGGUGGGCCUGCUGGGCCCCUUCUUCAUGGACAUCCUCCUCAACUUUGAUGCCAUAAGGUAUCCGGUGCUGCGAGUUGUGGGAGUGGCAGGGGCGGGGGCGUGCUUCGCCACGGCCGCCUGCCAGACAGGCUACCCCUACCGGCUCACGCCCCUGGGUGGCUUCCUGGCAGGCAUCUUCCCAGGAAUGGUGUUCAUGCCGCACGUAAAGAGCGAGAAGUACGAGUGGUUCUUGCCCUUUGGGGCGCUGGCCACCAGCUUUGUGCUGCUCAUCGUGCUGCCCAUAGUCAUCUACGCUGCGCGCUUUCCCCAUAUGGCCUGCCCCUGA